UAACACUGGCCACACUAUUCUCAUCCCUAAGAAAAAUAGAACGCUCCGGCGUCAAAAAAAUAAGUAAAAAUUCAUCCCCACAGGAAUAUGGUUCGUGGAGCUCUUCGAGGCGGUCGCCCUAUGCGCGGGGGCAUCCGUCCGCCAUUUAAAAAGACUUUUGUACCCCGCCAUCCGUUCGAUUUGACUCUUGCGGAGGUCUUCUUUCCUAAGGUUCCACUUGCCGGUACCGUUGACGAUUCAGCUCUCACUGCGGCCUUGUUGAAACGUAACCAGGACUUGAGUCCCACUCCCAGCGAACAGACGGCCAUUGGAAAUCUGGUGACCAAGGUUCAGGCUGUUCUGGACAAUCUUGUGGUGGCUCCCGGUGAUCUGACUACUUGUCAGCUGGAGGAGGUGCGCCAGGUGGGAUCCUUUAAAAAGGGCACUAUUCUUACUGGAAACAAUGUGGCCGACGUGGUUGUCAUCCUUAAGACGUUGCCCACUAAAGAGUCUGUUGAUGCUCUGGCAAAAAAGGUAGAGGCUGACCUGAAAGCCAGCAUGAAGACUGAGGUGCUGACCAAAGGCGAUCAGCACACCGUACAGAUCCACGAGCGCGGGUUUGAUAUUGCUAAUGUCCAUGCCAAGGUGCGCAUUCUGAUCGCCACCUUGCCGCAGAAUCUCCGCAAACUGGAGCCAGAGAUUCACUUGGAUCACAAGCUGAUGCAGAGCCAUUUAGCUGCCAUCAGGCACACACGUUGGUUCGAGGAGAACGCACACCACUCGUCAAUCAAAGUGUUAAUUCGAAUUCUUAAGGAUCUCACCAGGCGUUUCGAUGCCUUCUCACCAUUGUCAGCCUGGAUGCUCGAUCUGAUUGCCCAUCUGGCCAUAAUGAACAACCCUUCGCGUCAGGCACUACCCAUCAACCUGGCCUUCCGUCGUGUCUUUCAGCUGCUUUCCGCCGGACUAUUCCUGCCUGGCUCAGCCGGUAUUACGGAUCCCACCGAACCAGGACACAUUCGGGUGCAUACUGCAAUGACGUUAGAGCAGCAGGACGUGUGCUGCUACACAUCGCAGACCCUACUCCGUGUGCUGGCCCACGGUGGCUACAAACACAUUCUUGGACUGGAGGGAAAUACCAGUAUUGUGCGCGAAAUGUCUGUCUGGAACGGCGUAUGCGUUUCUCCCUUAACCGCAGUUUACGAAAAGCCAACAGACAAAAAGGAAGGCGACCUCGAGGAGGAUAUCGAAAUGAUAGAAAACGAGAACGAAGAAGACGGCAGCGACGAUGGAGCCGAGUAAUACAACCCAGGCUAUUUAUUGUAUUUAAUAUUCCACAUCUUAUUUUAUAUUAAUACUCUUGAUUUAAUUGAUUAUACUACUCCCAAGUAUGGGCUCAUCCUCACCAA
This is a messenger RNA of Drosophila eugracilis, 1385 nucleotides long. RefSeq names its product interleukin enhancer-binding factor 2 homolog. The transcript is spliced from 3 exons. NCBI's taxonomy places the organism in Eukaryota, Metazoa, Arthropoda, Insecta, Diptera, Drosophilidae. The coding region runs from base 88 to 1278 and encodes 396 amino acids. The record is from RefSeq and is a predicted model, not a curated record.